GGGCGUGUCAGCUGCCUGUGGUCACAUGGGCCGGAAAAUGUGGGGCUUAAUUCCUGUGUUUGACUGCUCUCAGCUGCUGCUCCUUUGCCCUACGCACUUCAAACCGCCCGUCCUCCCCAUCCCGACCACCGACGCCCAGGUGGACUCUGCUCAACGCGACAUGUCGGCAGACCAAGCUUUUGUGACGUUGGCAACAAAUGACAAUUAUGCCAAGGGAGCAAUGGUUCUGGGCCAGUCCCUAAGGAACCACAACACAACCCGCAAACUGGUGGUACUCAUAGGACCUCACGUUGCAGAGCCUUGCAGGGAUGCACUGCACUCCGUUUUUGAUGAGGUGAUCAUGGUGAACGUGAUGGAUUCAGGAGAUGCAGCUAAUCUGGCUCUGAUGAAGCGGCCAGACUUGGGCGUAACAAUCACCAAACUGCACUGCUGGACCCUUGAGCAGUACAGCAAGUGUGUGUUCAUGGAUGCUGACACACUGGUUCUGUCAAACAUAGAUGAACUCUUUGAUAGGGAAGAAUUGUCUGCAGCUCCAGAUCCUGGUUGGCCAGAUUGCUUCAACUCAGGAGUUUUUGUCUUCAGGCCGUCCAAUGAGACGCACAAAGACCUGCUCGCGUACUGUGCUGAAAAAGGCAGCUUUGAUGGUGGAGACCAGGGGAUUCUCAACAGUUACUUUAACACCUGGGCGACGGCGGAUAUUUCCAAACACCUCCCUUUUAUCUACAACCUCAGCAGCAUUGCCAUCUACUCCUACCUUCCAGCUUUCAAACAAUAUGGGCACGAUGCAAAGGUAGUGCACUUUCUGGGCAAAGUGAAGCCAUGGAACUACUCCUAUGAUGCCCAGAAAGGUGAGGUCAAAGGUAACUCCACAUCUCCUGACCAAUGCCAGAUGCACCCGGACUACCUGCUCCAGUGGUGGCAGCUGUAUGCCACAUCCGUCCUGCCAUUAAUGCAGAAAGCGUAUGGUGACACUCCGUUCAGCAGCGGCUGCGUGGUCCAGAAGAGCUGUCCUGAUAAACCUCAUGAGGACGUGAGAGAGCAGCCAAAGCCUUCUACUCCCCCUUCCUCCCAGACCGUUUCGUCAGAGGAAAGGAAGCAGCGCUGGGAAGCAGGCCAGAUUGAUUACUUGGGCGAUGACUCCUUCACAAACAUCGAACAAAAACUCAACUCUUUCCUCAAGUAGCGGGUGUCUGAGGGAGUGUGAUAGACAGCGGUUCAAGCUCUGGGAUUAAGAGUGGUGGGGGGAUCUACCACCCAUUCUGCCAAAUGGAGAGUUCUACAUUCAUUUUGAAGAUUUGGCUUCUUUUGGCAAAUUUCCCAAGCACUACAACAUUCACCGUUUUUCUUUAAACAGUUUACCCCAAUUCAGGCAACAUCUUCUUGCUAAAAGUUUAAGAUUGGCCUGUCGGAAGUUAAAUGGGUCUAGAAAUGAUUAAUCUUGUAUUAAUCUAAGCACUGUGAAUGGUAGAAUGAUUUAGACAUUUAUUAAGGGUUUAAAAAUAGAUAACCCCUAAGUGCUAACCUUUUAUAAAAUAAACUCUUCCGAUACUUUUACUUUAGCCAGUUGUGUUGGUUGAUAUUCUGAAUGCCUUCAGGAAACCACCUUUCUAAUUUGACUAAAAAGUACCAAAAAGGGACAUGCCUGAAGUGCGGCAUCCUGGUUAUGUUUUUUUCUUUGGUUUGCAUUGUUCAAGUUUUCAUGCCCCUUUUUAAAUUUGUUAACUUGCUAUUCCUUCUUGGACUCAGCUAGAUGAGUGCCAAGUCAAACAUUUUGAACAGUUAAAAAAAAAGAAAAAAGAAUUCAGCUCCAGAAUCCAGCCCCCAGGUAUAUUUGCAAUAAGUCUGUUUAGAGCACAAAGCAUAUAUGCAACCGGCUCCCUCUUCCCGUAGCCACGGCUUUAAACAACUGUUCACCUCAAGAGAGUAUGGAGGAGCGUUCCUGUCUGUGCUGCUUGACACUCACCAGCUCCCUGUGACUUCAGCUAAAUAACAUCUGCUGUAUUGUUAACUUGUUUGCAUGGCACAGAGUUAAAAAGCGGGUUUGUAAUAAAGUGCUUCCACCCACGUCCAAAGGUGAUUUAAAGUUUCAUGUGUAUUUAUGCACUCCUCGUAUACGUUUCUAUUGGAAUCCCUUCGGUAUUUGUGCCCUGGCCUGCAUUUCAUCAGUUUCCUCUCUGUAGUGUAACCUGCUGCCUUACUGCCUGCUGACAGUUUACAAACCCCUCCAACCUUAUCUGCUGCUGCUAUUGUGUUUCUGUGAACCCCCUCUUCCCUCAUGAGAACAACCUCUUUACUACCACCUGUGUUGGUCAAAGUAUAACCUACAGCACUUAAUGAUUCACUCCUCUGUCCAUUGCACAGACUCCUAAAAGGAAAAAAAAAGUGAAGUUGAUAGUAAGUCUGAGAGCAGCGUGUAGGUGUGGAUAAUUGUUGUUUUAAGACCUUUUGAUGCAUGUUUCCCAGCUGUUAACUGUUCAUCACCUUUAACAAAUUAAUAAACCUGUGAAAAAGAA
Cyprinodon tularosa is the source of this 2513-nucleotide messenger RNA. RefSeq names its product glycogenin-1-like. Gene Ontology annotation, cellular component: cytoplasm. The transcript has 7 exons. NCBI's taxonomy places the organism in Eukaryota, Metazoa, Chordata, Actinopteri, Cyprinodontiformes, Cyprinodontidae. Gene Ontology annotation, molecular function: glycosyltransferase activity. The coding region runs from base 26 to 1183 and encodes 385 amino acids. The record is from RefSeq and is a predicted model, not a curated record.